GAAAAACCAUUUCAUAUGGAGGCAGCUGGGUUUGCAUUUGCAGUGGUCGGCGCGGUAGACUUGUGUAUCAAGUAUGGAAGAGAGUUACGAAAGACAUGCACGGCUUUCAAGGGAGCCGAGCCCGAGCUCGAAGAGAGAGCUCUCAAGAUAGAGAUUGGUUGGCACAGAUGCUUCACUCAGCUCGACUUUCUCAAGUCUAUCAGUCACCUUAUGGACGAAACCCACCAAAGCCUACAAGAGAGGACUUUGCGAAUGUUGUCCAUCAAACUCGAUAGCGCAACUCACACGCUACGGGGAAUGGUUCAGCCUCAGACUGUCAAUGAUGGCAAUGGCAAGAGAGUCGUCUUUGUUCCUCGACCGUUCAAGUAUGCGAUGAAGAAGGAGAAACUCGACGAAGCUAUUGAUGCUCUCAGCUCCUGGCAGCAAAUGUCAGAUCCGUCGUGGUUUCUACUCAUGAGGAUGCAUGGCCGUGAGAUGGGCAAGGCUCUCACAACAGCGCCAAAGGUAACAGGGGCUAUUCCUUCGGUCGCUGCUAUCCAAAAGGAUCUAAGAGAAGCCUCACUGGAGAGCUCCAGUCAGACAUCAACUGGAUUAUCACUACCUGCCAAGGAACUCUACAAAAUGGACAUUUCCGACAUUCCCUUCUCAGACUUGAAGAUUGCCAAGAGUGAAAGACCUGGGAGGACUACCACCUACGUCCUGGACGAGCUCGGUACUCUCGACUCGGCCUCCUACCAGGAUAUGGAGAAGAACAUUCGAAGCCUGGCUCGCCGGCUCCAGCAUAAAGAACCGCAGACAUUUGGCCUACUUGGCUGCAAAGGUUUCGUUGCCGAAAAGCUAGGUCCUAGCCUCGGGAGGUUCACGAUAGUAUCACGUAUGCCGCCUGGCCUGGCGAGCGCUCGGAGUCUUCGACAGCGCUUAUUACAAGGCGGCAAACCCAGCACAUUGUCUCGAAGGUUCUCAAUCGCCCAGGAGUUGGCCAAGUCUGUCAGUUAUAUACACGUCUUUGGCUUUGUCCACAAGAACAUUCGUCCCGAGACUAUUCUGGACUUCGAUACCGAGGGAAAGGAUGGUGCCUCGGUUUUCCUACUCGGCUUUGAGGAUUUUCGACAAGAGGAUGGAAGAACACGACGUCGCGGCGAUGAUGCCUUGGAGAGACACUUAUACCGUCAUCCUUCACGGCAGGGUAUAGUCCUCAAGGAGGGGUUCAUCAUGCAGCAUGACAUAUACAGCCUUGGAGUUUGUCUGCUAGAGAUUGGCUUGUGGCAAAGCUUUGUCAACUACGAGGCCGAGGGAGAGAACCAAACUCUGUCUCCCGUGGUCGGUGUAUCUUCUGAUGCCUCGCAUGACGAAGCAGCAGCUUUCCUCUUGACUUCGGUAAAAGACCGUUUUGUCAAGUUGGCUCAAACUGACCUCCGAGAAUGCAUGGGGACCCGAUAUUCGGAGAUCGUCGAAACCUGUCUCACUUGCUUGGAUCCAGGCAACAAGUUUGGAGAUCAGCAAGAGUUUCAAGACAAAGACGGGAUUCGUGUAGGUGUGAGGUAUAUUGAAAAGAUCCUCCACCGACUCAACAGCCUCUCUGUCUAA
Molecule: messenger RNA, 1587 nt
Organism: Fusarium falciforme
Lineage: Eukaryota; Fungi; Ascomycota; Sordariomycetes; Hypocreales; Nectriaceae
Product: Protein kinase domain-containing protein
Exons: 3
Coding region: 16-1587 (523 amino acids)
Biological process (GO): protein phosphorylation
Molecular function (GO): ATP binding; protein kinase activity
Source: RefSeq, a predicted model, not a curated record